GGCUACUUUAGGAUUGGCCAAAGGUGUUGACUUUUCCGGAUAUGUAUCUAAUUUAAUAAACCUCACCACUCUUGCAUCCGCAUUCACUGUUUAACCAUGUACAUGGCUAGGCUGUUAUUGUUUUAUAGAAACCACUCUAAACAUUAUAUAUAACUCAAACAUAUGGCGGAUUCGUAUAAAUCUAUACUUACAGCUUUAUAUUGUGGUGGAAUGUAGGACCAAUCAAGCCAGUGAUUAUUAUAGUGUGACAGACAAUAAUACAACAACCAUGGCAACCAGAGGAAUGUAGCCCAACCAGAAAACAAUACCCCUCUAAUUCAUUCGAAGACAACAAUGCCGGCACCAGAACAGCCCAGAACCCGACUCUUAACGAAGGAGUUUAAGGGCAAUAUUGGUCCGUGUAUGGUAUCCUUUUCCAUACCCUUACUCAUCCCAGGAUUAACCAUUACUCUGGUGGCGUUUUCUGAUGAAACAGGAUUUUCAAAAUAUGGAGCGUUACAUAUCCUUGGAAUGGCGGUGUUGGUCAUCGCCCUGUUGUUGUUCUUCCUGGGAUGCGUGUUUAGAUGUUUAUUUCAGAUAAUUCGUAUUGUGCCACUGGACAAUGAAACUCUCACAUCAGUCACAACUCACGACAAACUUGACAAACUCAAAUGGAACGGAAAAGAUAACGCAAGCGUUCAGUCGCAGAAAAAAAUCGUGGAUAACAAUGAAACAAUCUAUGCGUCUACCUCUACGUCUUCGAGAGAUCAAAAUCAGAAUAGAAAAAAAACUGUACCUGAAAAAGAUAAUUUAUCUUAUUCGUCAUCGGGAACCGGCUCUUACACCUCAGGAUCAGACUCGGAUAAUCCGAAUGAAGAGGACAUCGAAGCACAAAAAACUAAACAUAAUUUAGAAACGCUUAUACGAGAAAAAAAUAAAAAUACACAUAGCUUAUCUAAAGACAGUGGUGGUGAAAGAGUUCAAUUAAAUCCCAGUAUAGAUACCCAGGAUGACUCUGACGUAAAUACAGAUUUAUAUCCCUUAAAAAGAUUACCAAAAAUAGAUCUUAAACAUACAAAAUUUAGUUACAGUAGUCAAGAUAAACCGGAUGAAGAGAUGUCUAUUAUAGAUGAAACAAACGGCGCAUCACCGGAUGACCAUACAUCCGCCAAGCGCCAUCUUGGUGACCUUCCGGAUUUAAAUGGCGAUACAGGUCGUAGAAUAUUAUCUGAUGGUUCCUAUGAUACAAAUAGUGUGACAUCAACAGACAGUAUUUCGGGACACAUAAUACGAACGAAUAGGGGUAUUUAUCACGCAGGGACCGAUUCAGAAAACUUUUGAUGUUAUUCUGAGAAAUAGAUCGCCAUUUUGUUAUUUAUAGAAACACACACUAAGCAAUGGUCUGUGAUAUAGUUUUAUGAAUAGUGCUAUUGAAUGAGAAAAUGUGUGAUAAAAACAAACGUUUCUGAAACAAUGCAUUAAAGCGAAUGAGGAACUACUGUUUAUAGAAUGAACUAUUUGGUAUAAAUAAUAAAAUAGAGUAUAUUGAACUAUAAGGUCAGUGCUACAGAUGUAGGAAAGAAAACCUGGGACAAUAAUUAUAAAUAAAUAUGUGAUAAAAAUAUGUGUAAUAAAACGUGAACCUAAAAACAACUUUUGCGAACAUACUAGGUUCACAGUUGAUGAGCAAUAACAAAGGUAGAUGGGGUGGGGUGGUUCUUUGGCUUGAGGUCCUUAUUUGUUCGGUAAUUUUAAUGCACAUUUUGUAAUUAACAGGGUGAUAAGGUAUAGCUGAAAGGUAAUCCUUGAAUCAUCAUGUACGAUAGGUAGUUAACUAUGUAUAAAUCAAGCAUAAUAUUAAAAGACAAUUAGUGAUACACAGAUUGUGCCUUGUGUUACACAUCCUGUAUCCUGUGUGGCAAUUGAAAGAAUUGAGUCUACUACAAGAACACCUAUUUAACGCAUAUCAAUAUUUUUGUUUUGAUCUUCCACCCUGAUCAUAAAUUUUUAAUACCCUUUUUGUUUUUAUCAGAAGUGGUGUUAAAAAUUGCUCAUUUUUCCAUUGUACAAUUUGCAUUGUUGAAAUAGUGAAUAUAGCAACAAACUCACUACAAAUGCUUUAAUGUUAUCAACUUUAGGUUGAUUAAGGACUGGGUAUUUUGAUCAAAUCAUCCUCUGUUAAUCUGUGAUGAACACAUUAUAUUCAUCCUGACCAGGAAACAGUUCCGGAUAUUACGUUUUCUCUUUCAGCAAAUUUGUUUUCUUUUUGUAUUAUAUCUAUAAGAAUUUUGUUACGUUGAUUUUGAAUAUCAUUUCGCUUUAAUAAGUUAAUAAUUGAUUCUGAUAUAUGGCAACCAAAGUGAUGAUGAACGACAAAAUAUGAACUUGAGAUUAAACUGCUGAAUGAAUGUUUUUGCACAAUGACUUUCUACGUAUUAUAAGCCUAUUUUUUGUUACGUUUCCGUAAUUUCACGGAUAUUGCUUAUUGUUGUUAUAAACUACAUAAACGUUAUAAUGCGCACCACUGUGUUGAGGCGUACAUACACUGUGAAGUUAGGAAUUUGGUGUCUUGAGCAAACAUGGGAUAUUUUCUCAAUGUAACUUAAAAGUCAAUAAAUUGUCGUUUAUUUAUAGAUUAUUUAAAGAUGCAUUAUGUAAGAUUUAGUUAGAUAGAGCUAAUCGUUCUUGCUAUAAAAAUUCAAAAAUAAAUAAUGAAAAAUGAAUUGAAAAUUUCAGUCAAACUGAUUUAUUCUGAGUCAGAAGUCUUGAUUUUCAGUCCUUUUAUUGAAAGGCUGGUCUAAUCCAUACCAUAUCUCAGUCAUCCGAUGGUAUAGAGAGUUGAUUAUAAGCGUGAUGAAAAGACCUGCAAACUAUGGAAGUUUAGCUUUUACAUAAUGUAUUUCCCCCACCCCUCCCCCAGCAAAGUAGUUUGUUAAUUAGCCGAUCUAGUCAAAGAUCUAUAAUUACACAAAUCAUUUUAUACUAAAUAUCAUUGUUGAUUUUUUUUUAAGUACAAUUUUGUUAAAUCUUUGUUGUUGUUGAAAAAUUACCUUUUGAUAUGUGUUAACCUAGCCUCAGGUUGAACGUUGUCAAUGUCUAAAUUUGUUUUAAAUGACAUCAAGUGAUUUUUAUUUGACCAUAUGCGGUUCAAGAACUUUCAUAAUGAAUCUCAAAUAAAGUUAUAUU
This is a messenger RNA of Patella vulgata (common limpet), 3165 nucleotides long. RefSeq lists its product as uncharacterized. The record is from RefSeq and is a predicted model, not a curated record. Bases 334 to 1320 code for a protein of 328 amino acids. NCBI's taxonomy places the organism in Eukaryota, Metazoa, Mollusca, Gastropoda, Patellidae. The transcript has 3 exons.